AUGUUUAAAUGGAUUCCCUUGUUAGUUUAUCUAAUUCAUUUUUGUUUUGGAGAUGAAUUGUUAUCAGUACAUAUCAUGUGGAGACAUGGAGCAAGAAAACCUUAUUUCUGUAAUUGGGGUUGUGAUGAUAAAAUGUUAUCUUCAAUGUCUGAACUGACUCCUGUAGGAAUGAGAUAACAUUAUGUCUUAGGAUAAUGGCUUAGAAAAUAAUAUAUAGAAACAGGAUUUCUAGAUCCUUAUUUUAAUGAAACAUAAAUCUAUAUAGAGAGUAGUAAUACAAAUAGGUAAGGCUUUUUGUAUAAAAAUAAGAACAAUUAUGAGUGCAUACAGUAAUUUAUAAGGCAUGUUUCCUCAGGGUCCUAUAGUUCCAGAAAUAGCUAAAGAUUUAUUAUUACCUCCAAUGGCUGAUGUUAAAGCCCCAGAAGGAAUUUAGAAUUUUGCUUUACCUAAUAAGAUUUAGGUUAUUCCAAUCCAUAGUAUUUAAGAAGAAUUAGACUAUGUAAUGUACAUGUUUUGUCCUGUCUUAUGGGAUGAAGGGGCUCAUAAUUUACAUACCGAUGUAUACUAUGAUAUUAACAGUCGUUCUUAAGAAUUGAUUAAAAGAUUUAAUAAAGAACUCAACCAAAAUUUAACAAACAUAGUGGAACUAUAUGAAUGGAGAGAUACUUUUAUUAGUAAUAUAUAUAAUGGAGGUGAUAAUCCUAAAGAAUUAACUCCAGAUUUGAUGGCAGAAUUAGAUAAAAUUGCAGGACUUGGAUUCUUAUUAUUUUAUACAUAAGACUAUUAUCAAGCAUCUCUUCUUACAAGUGAAUUUUUUAGAACUGUUCUUGAUGGUUUUGAUGGGAUUUUGAAUGGAACUUCAAAAAUAAAGUAUCAUGCUUAUUCUGCUCAUGAUUCUAGUAUAUAUGCUUCUUUAUAUGCAUUGAAUUUAACAAAUGUUGAAUGCUAUAAUCAAAGUUAUUUUGGAAAAGUUGAAUCAAAUACUACUUGCAUUACUACAUAUCCUGAUUAUACUGCCAAUAUUAUUUAUGAAUUAUAUAAUAGUUCUACUCUUGGACCUUAUGUUAAAGUAAUGUAUAAUGGAACAUAUGUCAAUAUUUGUCAUGAUUAAGCAUUAACAUGUUCUUAUUCUCAUUUUAAAAAUAUUCUCAAAGGGAUUAGAAAGGAUUACAAAAAAGAAUGUAAAAUUAAAGAUAGAUCAAUGCCUAUAGAUUAUUAAACUCCAUGGUGGGCUAUCACAUUUUUUAUUUUAGUAUUGGGUUUAUUCAUUUGUUCUAUUUCAAUGGUUGUCAUUAUACAUCAAAAAAAAUAAAGAUUUGUGAGAUAAAAUAAUAGAUAUGGAGUUUGA
This is a messenger RNA of Paramecium pentaurelia, 1348 nucleotides long. The record is from the annotation of a GenBank genome assembly. Lineage: Eukaryota; Ciliophora; Oligohymenophorea; Peniculida; Parameciidae.